Hordeum vulgare subsp. vulgare (domesticated barley) is the source of this 3659-nucleotide messenger RNA. RefSeq lists its product as uncharacterized. Gene Ontology annotation, molecular function: DNA-binding transcription factor activity; sequence-specific DNA binding; calmodulin binding. The transcript has 15 exons. Lineage: Eukaryota; Viridiplantae; Streptophyta; Magnoliopsida; Poales; Poaceae. Gene Ontology annotation, cellular component: nucleus. The coding region runs from base 86 to 3466 and encodes 1126 amino acids. Gene Ontology annotation, biological process: regulation of salicylic acid biosynthetic process; regulation of DNA-templated transcription. The record is from RefSeq and is a predicted model, not a curated record.
AAACAGAGCAAGCUUAGCUAUAGUAGCGAGGACCCAGCACAAACAAGCAAGCUCAGCUGACGAACAGCUUGGGUGGUCUGUCUUCAUGGGGAAAAGGAGGAAACAUGAUCAGAUAAGGGACGACGAGUCGAGCUCCUCCGAUUCCAAGCGGUAUAGGUCUUGCCACUGCCAUAAUAGAAGGAUGUUAAGUGAGGGGAUGUCUCGGGAGGGCUUUUCAGAUACCUUCUGUGACGCAGUAAUCGAAUUGAAAGACGUUAUACGGGUUAAAGUGGCCACAGAGGAAAAGUUUGAAAGAAAAAUUAAAAAGCUUAAGCAAAAGAGGGAAAAAGACAAGAACGAACAUAAGGAGGAUAUCAGAAUACUCAAGGAAGAUUUCACAAUACUCAAGGAAUAUUUCAGAAUACUGAAGGAAUCUCAUGAAGAGCUCAGAUCAAAAAUCCAAGAGAUGCCAAAAGAAGGGUGUGCUGAAGUAAAUCAUUACGAUAAAUCUCCAUCUCAGAGAUCGCAACUAAGCCAAUCAACAAGAUUUCGACUAGUAAUUGAAAAUAACGUGAGCAGAACAAUUUACAAAAAGGAAAGUGUAGAGACCGAGGAUGGCGGAGGUCACAUAAAAGUUGUCAUGUAUGAUGGUGGCAAUCGAAUUGCACCUGACCACUCUCUUGCUUCAGCAAGGGUUGAUCUAGUUCUAAUUGAAGGAUCAUUCAAUGAACCGAAGCGGGGUUCUUGGUCUAAAGAGGAGUUUGAGGAAAGCAUAAUAAAACCGCGAAAAGGAAUCACAAGGCUAGUGAAAAACGGUACAUUUGAUCUGACUGAUGGGAGUUGUGAUCAUGAAGGUGCCAUUAUUAUGGAUAAUUCGCAACAAAGGGAAGUUAAGCUUGGAGUAAUGAUUGCAGUGCAUACAGAAGUAAGAGUUCUUGAAGGAGUAUCAAAUCCUUUCAAAGUGCAAGAAGGCAAGACAAAAAAGACAGCGUCAAGCAAAAAGCGUAAAAAGCCUUCUCCAGUUCCAACGCGAAACUUGGUACAGACAACCAGCACCCACACAGCACAACAUGGUGAAGGCCAAAGUCCCAUUACUCCAGACGAGCAACAUAAUCUUCCACCACCUGUCAUUCAAGACGUAUUGCAGAAAUCAGACCGUGGAAAGCAUACCGAAUUUCUGACUGAUGACACUGCAGAGGAUAAUCGACUGAAUUAUCCACUGGCUAUUGUGCCACAGAUAGUUGAGGGAAAUGGCCUAAACGGCAACGGUCAACAAUUAUCUCAACACAUCCCAAUGCAAAUCUUGUGGCAGCCAGCCAGUGCACACUCAAUGCGAAAUGGUCAAAACUACAGUCUGCCACAAACAGGCAUUCAGAAUCCAUCGCAGGCAGCAGGAUAUUGUCCAGCCUAUCAACCCUUACUUGCUUGUGAAGAUCAGUACACUAGUUUCUCUAAUGCAAGUUCUCAACUUGCAUUUCCGAACCUUUCUGAAUACAUGACGUUGAAUGAUAUUCGCCAGUGGACUUCCAUCCCUGAAGGGGAGAUAUCUGUGGAACAUGUACAUCCUUUAAUUGUCCCGUCACAAAUUCAAGAGACUUAUGGGUCAUUUAGAUGUGGUCAAGUACUACUUCAAUGGGAUAAGCCUCAUGUGGAGCCCAAGGAACACUGGAACUUUCUUGACGAGCUCAUGCCGCUGCAUAGCACACAGUCAAGGUUUUAUGGAGAAAGUUUCCCCACUACAAGCCUCAUGGAUAAAGCCCAUAAGUUACUGGCCAGUAAUUCAUCAGGUGAUUCUGUUUUGAAGAUGAUUACCAUUAUUACGAGUCGAGCCACGCAGGCUCCUCAGAGGAGAGGCAUUCUCAUUCGUCCCAUUGAGCCAUAUGAUUCAGACGCUGACAUUUUCAGGCCACCAGUUAAGAAGCAAAGAAAUGCCAAAUAUCAAUUGCGGUUUGUCAACAGCGUCUGCAAUGACUACUACACCCAGGAACAAAUCAAAUCAGAGAAUGGAAAUCUCUUAAAGGUAGCUUUGUAUGAUGAGAAUAAUCUGGUGGUCACGUCUGGUCCGCUGUCUUCAGCUUCUGUGGAGGUCGUACUACUUCAUGGUGAUUUCAAUGCUGAUGGCCAAGAUUAUUGGACAUCAGAGGAGUUCAGUUCCUGCCUAGUGCAUCCACAAUCUGUCGAAGAACCACCGGCCUUGGUAGGUGAUUGUGCAUUGGCACUGACUGAUGGAGAGACAGACCUUGGUAAUAUUAGCUUCCAGAUUUCCUCCUUCCAUGCCAGAACUGGAAAGUUCAAGAUGGGUGUUGAGAUUAAAAACGUACGAGAAGCGAGUGCUCAAGAAGGAAUCACUAGCCCAUUUCUCGUGAGAGUUCGCCAAGGGGAAGAAUCAAGUCGCCAUCGGAUCACAUCUCCCGAAGCGUUGCUCAGAGUAAGAAUGGAAUUGCCCAAACAAGUCUGCGGGCCGCUGCAGUGCGAUGCCAGGGAAAACGUCUGCGCGUCACCGUUUGGGAUGGUGCCGUCGGCGCUGCAGGACCAGUCGUCGCCGGAGAGAAAUGAUUUGGUGGCGUCAAGGGCGGAGGACGAUGACAGCAUGGUACAGAGUGGGAGCGGCGUGUUAUUAUUCCCAGCCCCGAGGCCGCCGUCGGAGCAGGUGCAGGUGCCGCAGCCGGAGCCGGGGCUCAACUGCCCGCGCUGCAACUCCACCAACACAAAGUUCUUCAACAACAACUCCCUCACACAGCCCCACCACUUCUGCCGCGAAUGCGGCCUUGGGCUGGGCGCCACGGCCACGCUUGGCAUGACAGCGGUGCCCGCCGCCGACUGCGACAUCGCGGGUCGCGCCGCCGGGGCUCCAGCACCAGCCGCCUACGUAGCUGCCGCGGCAGCGAUGUCGACGUCAACGAAGCCUAGCACCACCGCUUGCGGCACCUCUGCGUUAAUGUCAAUGUCGAUGGUGGAGCGGGCCCGGUUGGCCAAGGUGCCGCAGCCGGAGCCGGGGCUCAAGUGCCCGCGCUGCGACUCCACCAACACCAAGUUCUGCUACUUCAACAACUACUCCCUCACCCAGCCCCGUCACUUCUGCCACACAUGCGGCCGCUCUUGGACUCGUGGCGGCGCGCUCCGCAGUGUCCGCGUGGGCAGCAGGUACAGCUGCCACGCCAAGCGCAGCACCAAGUCCAAGGCAUCCGCUAGAGAACCCGCGGCGGCAGCAGGGACAGCAUCGUCUGCAUUGACGGCAACGACGCCCAACACUACUUCUUGCACCGGCACCGCACCGCCGGGUUUCAACCAGUACUCCAUGUUCUGCACCAAGAGCGCGUCGCCGCACAGCAAUUGGUUCGCCGACAACUUCGACCCGGCAAGCCCCGGCUUCGGCUCCCCCGCUAGGCUGCUCUUUCCCCAGCAGGUGUUGAAGGGGGUCGACAUAGGGCUACAGAGCGGCAGCGGCGGCGAUUGCGAGGACGGAGCCAGUUCCACCACCAAGUGACGCCGCCGGCCAAGAGAGAUCCACAGCAGGAUUACCCAAGCGACAGGGGCAUGAACACAGACGUCGUCUAUCAACGGUGACGGCUAGAAUUUCUAUUCCACCACUAAAAGCAUCUCCAACAGCCGUAUAAACCCAAUAAAAAAUAUAACACGUCAUUAUAACACUUUAAUGCAUAAGGACUAAUAUUAUUUUA